AUGCCAUUUUUUUUCAUGUUUCCAUUUAAAAAUAUAUGCCUGAAAAUAAUAAAAGUGAUAAUUUUAUACUUGUUUAUAUGUGAGGAUAAUAUUAUUCUAAAUAUAAUAAACUGUUUACAUAUAGUUAAACAAACUAAUGUUAAAAAAUUUAAUAAUUUUGAAAGAAAUAUUUUUCCAAAAUACCUUAGGAAAAAUGUGGAUACAAUUUUCUAUCCCCAUAAAAGCUCAAUAAAUAAAUGCUAUAUUACUAAUCGAUUAUUUACUAACAAAAAAAAUAAAAAUAUCAUAAAUUCUUUAAAAAAAUAUCCAAAACUAAAAAGUAAUUGGUACAAUGGGUUAUUGAACAUAAAAAGACUAAACACACAUAUAUAUAUGAUAGACAAUAAUGAGGAACAUCAAACUAGCGAAAUAAUUGAUAAUAUAUUGAAUAAUAAAGGAUAUAACGAAAACAAUGAGGGUCAUUCUUUUUUAGAAAUUUUUAAUGAUCAAAUUGAUGUACCUAUUGAUUUAGCACAUUUUGAAAAGGAAACAAAAAAACUUAUUAAUAUAUUAAAUUUUAAUAAUGUUCAAUUAAUUAUAAAAUUUGUUGACUUAAAAGAAAUGAAAAAUAUAAAUAAAAAAUAUAGAAAUAAAAAUGAGCCAACAGAUAUAAUAUCUAUUUUGAAUGUUGUAAAAAACGAUGAUACAAACAACGAAAUUUUACAUAGUGAUGAUUUUUUUUAUAUAAAUAAUUCCAAAAGUGGUGAUAUAUUUUUAUGUCCUGAAUAUAUAAAUAGAGAAUGUGUUAUAUCAAAAAUGAAGUAUGAAAAAAAAAUAUUAAAAAGUAAUAGCGAAGAAGUAAUAGACGAAUAUAUUAGUACAAAUUCUAAUGAAGAAGAAAACAAAAGAGGUGUAAAUAAAUUAUUUCGAAAUAUUUUUGAUGUUAACGAAAGACUUCCUUUUUAUGUUUUACAUGGAUUAAUACAUUUAAUGCAUAAAGAUCAUGUAAAUAGUUUUAAAGAAUAUACUGAAUUUAUGGAUUUAGAAGAACAAACCAUUGGAAAAUAUUUUAAAUUUCACAAAUUUACAAAUACAUUUUAUGCGCACCAUAUAAUAGGUAUUGGUACGGAUAUUUUAUGUGUUAAUAGAAUUUAUAAAAUUCUUGAAAAAAAUAAAAAUUUUAUAAAAAAAGUUUUAAACUCAUUUGAAUUAGCUGAAUUUGAAACAAAAAAAGAAAAAUUAAACGAAAAAAUAAGUACUGAUUUAGAAAAAUUAGCAGUUUAUGUUAGUAAAAAAUUCGCAGCAAAAGAAGCUAUACUUAAAUCCAUGGGGCGCGGUUUAAGUUCUAUAUCUAAAUAUGGAUUAAGUAUGAAUGAUAUUGAAAUAAAGAAUGAUAAAUAUGGAAAACCUCAUGUCAAUUUAUAUGGGAAAGCUAAAAAGGUAGCUUACGAAAUGGGUAUUGUCAAAAUAUUUUUAUCAAUUAGUGAUGAAAAAAUUAUAAACAACCAGACAAAUAAUACUUCGUGCAAUUUUCCGAUAUCCAUUAUACAAGCACAGGCGCUAUCUGUAGGUUCGAAUGUAUAA
Plasmodium berghei ANKA is the source of this 1563-nucleotide messenger RNA. RefSeq names its product holo-[acyl-carrier-protein] synthase, putative. Lineage: Eukaryota; Apicomplexa; Aconoidasida; Haemosporida; Plasmodiidae. Gene Ontology annotation, biological process: rRNA processing; fatty acid biosynthetic process. The record is from RefSeq and is a predicted model, not a curated record. The transcript has a single exon. Gene Ontology annotation, molecular function: magnesium ion binding; metalloendopeptidase activity; holo-[acyl-carrier-protein] synthase activity. Bases 1 to 1563 code for a protein of 520 amino acids.